AUGUCUGUGAAAGAAAUGGAUGCUGCAUAUAAGCAAGCCCUGGAAUCUAAUAGACAUGAACCAACAAAUUAUAAAAAUAGUUCUCACAAGGAUGGAGUAUUUGAAGUCCUUCAAUCUUUACGCAAAAAUGAAAAAUUUUGUGAUAUUAAGUUACAAACAGAUGAUGGUAAAAUAAUAUUUGGACAUAAAAAUAUAUUGGUAUCAGCUAGCCCUUACUUCAAUGCUAUGUUUUCUAAUUUUAAUGAGAGUAAUAAAGAUCUUGUUAAUAUAAGAAAGUUAGAUUUCCACAUUUUACAACUGCUGAUAGAUUAUAUUUAUACUGGUGAAAUCAUUGUCACUGAAAAACAUGUACAGGGUUUGCUGCCAGCAGCAAAUCUCUUACAGUUAGAGUAUGUAACAAGUGCAUGUGCUGAUUUUUUAAUAACACAGUUGGAUCCUUCAAAUUGUCUUGGUAUCCAAAGAUUUGCUGACGUACAUAACUGUGUGGAAUUGUUGAUAAGUUCUGAAGCAUAUAUUAAAAAACAGUUUUUGGAAGUGGUCCAAUUUGAUGAGUUUCUAUCUUUAUCUUCUGAAGAAGUAAUUAAGCUAAUUUCCUGUGAUGACCUUUUUGUUCCAUUAGAAGAAAAAAAAAGAUUUUUUGCCCAAUCUGAUGGAACAUGUAAAGAUUAUGUAUUUGAAGCGUUGCAGUUUUAUGUACUUAAGUCAGUAUAUCCUUUCACCAUUCCACAAACGAUUAGAAGUACACCUAGGAAAUCUGGUGGUUUACAGAAAAUUGUUCUAGCAUUGAGUUAUUCUUCCGCAAUGCAAAAGAGUUUUACUAACUGGUUUGACCCAUUUAUUAACCUUUGGCAGAUUGCUCCAGGAAUGACUAAAAGCCGCAAUAAAGCUGGUUUAGGUGUAAUAAAAGAUACAUUUGUAUUAGCCUUGGGUGAUGUUAUUAACUCAAGUUCUCAAUCUGUUGAAAUGCUUGAUUUAUCAUCACAAUCGCCCUGUUGGGUACAGAUAGUUGACAUGUUAGUUAGUCGCCAACAUUUAGGAGUUGGUAUUUUAAAUGAUAGUAUAUAUGCUGUUGGUGGACAUGAUGGUACUAGUUAUUUAAACAGUGUUGAAGUUUUUGAUGUCAGUAUUCAAAAAUGGAAAAUGGUAUCAAGUAUGUCUAUUAGAAGAAGUCAUUUUGGUGUUGGAGUACUCAAUAACCUCCUAUAUGCGGUUUUAAUGGGACAGUAUUGA
Acyrthosiphon pisum (pea aphid) is the source of this 1230-nucleotide messenger RNA. RefSeq names its product ring canal kelch homolog. The transcript has 9 exons. Gene Ontology annotation, molecular function: protein binding. NCBI's taxonomy places the organism in Eukaryota, Metazoa, Arthropoda, Insecta, Hemiptera, Aphididae. The coding region runs from base 1 to 1230 and encodes 409 amino acids. The record is from RefSeq and is a predicted model, not a curated record.